AUGCCUCUCAAACGCCCCAAUUCGCCGGCUCAGCGCGCGUCCUCCUCCUCUUCCGAAUCGCAAACGCCCUCAGAAAUACAAAUCCAUCCAUCAAAAAAAACCAGGCUCUCUGCACCAACACCUACGACUAGCGUCGCUCUCAAAGGCCUCAAGGUCCACAUCCUGGACGCAAAGCUCGACAGCGUCGCCAUCGCCGAGAUCCUCGCGCUCCUCGUGCGCUGCGGGGCAAAGGCGUGCCAGACCGCGGUCGCGGCGGACGUGGUCGUGACAGCGGUCACCAUGCGGAAGCGGCUGGAGAGGCAUAUGGACUGGGAGGCGGCUGUGAGCGGCCUGCUUCCUCCAGCCAGAGACACAGGCACAGCUCAUCAUCUGCGGCGCACGGUGACCAUCGCCAGCCGCGAAUCCGACAGCAGCGCCCGCCUCCUGACCCGCUCUGCGGUGCGGUCCCUCGCCAGGUUGUCCCCGCCGCGUGUGCCGGCGCACCUCCUCCCGCCCGCCCCGCCGCCGGCGUUCGACGCCGCGUCGCUCGACUCUGACGCGUGCUUUUCGUGCCUGCGCGCGUCACCCCUCGUCUGCGCGAACCAGGGCUUGUGCGAGCAGCUCGAUGCCAUGCGCCGCGCGCGCGAGCUGGAGGGGGAGGAGCGGAGCGCGUUGAGCUAUCGACGUGCGGUCUCGGUUAUCAAAGGUACCUUGCAGGGCUUUAUUCUGCUCGAAGCGCCGUGGUGCUCAGCGCGCCAAAGACCCAUAUACAAUAUAUACCCAACCUUCGCCGCUCCCAAGGUCGAGCAAUAUAUGACGACCGGCCAGAUCGUCGAAGUCCAGGCUACGCUCGCCUCGCCGCGAUUCCACGCGCUUGAGACGUUGUCGACCGUUUAUGGGAUCGGGGCCACGACCGCGCGCAAUCUGUACGCGCUGGGGCUGCGCACGGUCGAGGACCUGCACAAAUACUACGAAGUGAGGCUUCCGUCUAGGGAUGCGAACGAUUCUGCAGCUGUGGCGGAUGAGCCUGGGCAGGCGCUGCUGCGGGGCGCGGUGAUCGACCUGGAGGAGGACGGGGAGGAGCCCUGGAUGAAGAUCGCGUUGGGUUUGAGAGAGGACCUGGGAAAGAAGAUACCGCGAUCUGAGGUGGAGGAGAUCCAUCGUGUGAUCAUCUCUGAGCUGGAGACGGUCCAGCCGGGAUGUGUGAGCACGAUUAUCGGUGGCUUGCAUGCGCACGUCAUUUUGGUUGGUGCGAUGGGUUGGCGGACGGACGGCACAGCUAUAGGUGUGGAAAGCCGGAGAGCAACGACGUGGAUAUCGUGUUCACGCAUCCGGACGACUUGUCGAGCUUCCACGCCCACGACGCACUGGGCCUCGCUCGAAAAGGCGCUCACGGUGUUUGUCCUCCCGAGCGCAGACUCGGGGGGGGGGGGGGGACGCGUCGUCGGCGGGUGGACUUCAUCUUCGCGCAGCCGGAGACGUACUGGACGGCGAUCGUCGGCUGGUGACGGGCUCGACGAUGUUCGAGCGCGAUUUGCGGUAUUGGGCGAAGGGACGGCCUGAAGUUCGAUAGCUCUGGGGUCACUCGGCAGCGCGAUUUGAGGCUCAUAUGCAGAAGUACGAGGGGCGGUGGUGGUGCAGGCUCACAAUCAUUUGACAACCCCGGUUCUUUCGAAGAGAGUUGGGUCGUGCGUUUGGCUCUCACAUACCUGCAUCAUCGCUCGCUGGUUACAGUCCACCACCAACAUCAUCGGAGUCGGUCGUUCCCAUCGCUCGGCAUCUGAUAGCCUCCACUUAGGAGCGGUCAACAGCGGUCAACAGCCCCGAGGCGCCCUCAUCAGCUCUGCGGCCCAUCCCCGUCCCAGCGACCCUGCGCUCCGAGCCUGCUAAUUCGCUGACCACCACCGAGUUGAGUCAGAUGCGCCGGGUGCAUCUGAUGGGCAAACUCUGAUUUAUCGUCUGCGCUGAUGCUGGCUGACUUCGCAGCCCGACGGGCUGCGGAUUUCGAGCACGCUGGCUCUGCACCGGGCUGGUAUGUAUACACACAGGGGCAAAGAAUAGGAACAUCGUCGAGUGGAUUGGUUUCAUCGGCGAUACUGUCGUUUUCUCUUUAUACGAGAUGCACGGCUCUUUUUCCUCCUGGUCGUGGCUUCAUCUUGGUGUCCCAUCAGGUGACUGUGCGUCUCUGUGCGUACAAGUUUGAGCUCAAGCUGCUGGCGAAAAGGACGACAAGAGGUGACAAGAUGGUUGUCUACACGUUGAGAUUCAGGCUACAGCUAGUGAAGAUAUCCGAGUCGACAAGUGCGCAGGCGCGAAGCCGCUGUCGUCAUCAUUGUAAAGCGACGUCAGUUCAAUCUCCGCCACAAGCCGUGUCGUCAAGCGCGUUCACCAAGGUUCACCAACAACCAACACCACCACCAACAACAAUCAACGUUUCAACGACUACAUCAAGAUCCGACACAUCAGAAUAUCCUAAGGUCGAAUCAAAUAUGGAGACGUUUAUCAAAGGUUACAAAAUCCACCGCCACAACCUCGCCAAGCUCGCAGACAUCCCAGUCACUGAUCUCCGCAUCUACUCGGCCAUCGACGUCCUCGUCCGCGCACUCAACCGCGAUGGCUACUUGUUCAUGGGCGGAGCAUACGACGCCGAUCCCGUGAAUGGAGAACGCGUGAUGGAAAUGAUUGUGGUGCUCGAGGAGCACCCCUCUGAGGAGGCGUUGAGAAACUCGUCGCUGAGUGUCACCGAGCUUGACGAGACGAUCGCCACGGGUGUGAAGAUGGGGCUACUUGAUGGGCCAAAGAUUUGGGAGCGCUUUGCCUAG
This is a messenger RNA of Heterobasidion irregulare TC 32-1, 2801 nucleotides long. RefSeq lists its product as uncharacterized. Gene Ontology annotation, cellular component: nucleus. NCBI's taxonomy places the organism in Eukaryota, Fungi, Basidiomycota, Agaricomycetes, Russulales, Bondarzewiaceae. The transcript has 13 exons. Gene Ontology annotation, biological process: double-strand break repair via nonhomologous end joining. Gene Ontology annotation, molecular function: DNA binding; DNA-directed DNA polymerase activity. The coding region runs from base 1 to 1542 and encodes 513 amino acids. The record is from RefSeq and is a predicted model, not a curated record.